This is a messenger RNA of Psilocybe cubensis, 312 nucleotides long. RefSeq lists its product as uncharacterized. Bases 1 to 312 code for a protein of 103 amino acids. The transcript has a single exon. The record is from RefSeq and is a predicted model, not a curated record. NCBI's taxonomy places the organism in Eukaryota, Fungi, Basidiomycota, Agaricomycetes, Agaricales, Agrocybaceae.
AUGGCCGAGUCCCCCAACUCCCAACCUACCGAUAAUACUCUCGACUCGCUUGCUCUUUACACCCGCUCGUUGCACAAUUAUACUCUCGCGCUUUGGACAGAAUCGCGGAGAAUUGCAGAAGAGAAGGCUCGCAGUGAGGGUUCUCCGACCGUUCAAUCGUCAUCUGUCCACUCGCCCACAUCAAACGAGAUAAAGGAGAAGAUCGAGGUCCUUCAGUUGACGCCAUCCACGUCUUCGGUUGAUACAGACGUAUUGGCGCCGACGAAUCACCCGGACGCAGACAGGCAAGAGGAUGCCACAUUAUCUGGCUAG